UGCUGCUGCUGCUGCUAUUGAUGUGGUUCGUGUUGCUGCUGCUAUUGAUAUGGUUAUUGCUGCUGCUGGUGCUGCUGCUGUUGAUGGUGUGCUGCAGCAACUGAACGAGCUGCAUGCAUCAUUAAUGCACGUAAUCUCGUGCGAUGAAGAAACCCUUGAUGCACAAGGACAGCCCCAGUGGGUCCAGAGGGGUUUAUUUUCUCAGUUGUCGGUUGUCUCCCCAAAUCGUUUGCAAGCCCCACCGCUGCAUUGCUCUUCUGCACGAGUGAAACAUGCAUUUGAAUUCCUACGCAAGAGACGCACGCAUGCAAACAGCAGCAAAAACACCAACAGCAGCAGCAGCAACAACAACAACAGCAACAGCAACAGCAGCAGCAGCAGCAGUGCGGAGUCGUCGCAGCUCCAGCAGCAAGCGGGAUCUGCACAGGCAGCAUGUAUAAAUACGAACGAGGGAGGAAGAUCUCUUCAAGGGAUUGCAGCAGCUGCAGCAGCAGCAACAACAGCGGCAGCAGCAGGAGCAGCAGCAGCAGGAGCAGCAAGCAGAAGAAAAGGCCGCUCGUACAGCGGCCUCUCUUGCCCCGCUGAAUGGGAAAGAAACGCCGUUGCGAACCCUCCAAGCCGCCCCACAGACCCUCUUUGCUGCGCCUACCACAGCGAGGAGCUGCUGCAGCAGCAGCAGCAGCUGCAGCAGCAGCAGCUGCAGCAGGAAGAGGGGGAAGCACGAGAGGCAGCCUGCGGGAGCGCUGGAGGCACACGGGACCCGCUGCAUGCGCCAUUAGAGCGCCUAUAA
Eimeria acervulina is the source of this 790-nucleotide messenger RNA. RefSeq lists its product as hypothetical. The record is from RefSeq and is a predicted model, not a curated record. NCBI's taxonomy places the organism in Eukaryota, Apicomplexa, Conoidasida, Eucoccidiorida, Eimeriidae. The annotation marks the transcript as partial. The transcript has a single exon.